AUACAACAUAAAAAUAAAAUAGUUUGAAAGGCUCUGGGAAGACAUGCGUGCGCAUUUUUACGCACGAGAUAAUUACGGUGCCUGUUCGCAACAAAGACAAUCAUUAUCUAAAUUUAGGACUCCGGAAAUUAUGUAGGCCUAUGACAUUGUGUUUUUGGAUGCUGAGAGAGUUGUAUGCGGGCUUUGGUGUGUAUGUGUGUGUGGGUGUUCUGAGAAACGGAAAAAGGCAUCUGUCAGUGUUGGAGGGGGUCCCGAAACGUCACAUCCAAGGACGCUGGAGUGAGCUUGUUUCAGUCUGCGCACCACAGAGAGGAAACAACCCGCGGUGCCUUCACUGAUCUCUGGACCACAGACCUUCACUACUGAAAACUAGCACACUGGAGGAUAAAAGCAUUUAACCAUGAAGUGCAGACUGUUUCACUUUUUAUUAACUCUGCCUCUCAUCGGUGGAACACCUUUCCAACAUAGCAUGUUCCAGGGCAGCGCAUAUUCUGCCCCCGAAACGCGACAGAGAAACAAGAACUGGUGCGCCUACGUUGUGCACAAGAACGUGAGCUGUGCCGUCGUGGGAGGCACGGAGAGUUUCGUGCAGCCGGAGGUUUUGCCGUGUCCCCCGGAGCUGCCAAACUGUGCGCAACAAGUGAUAUAUCGGACACACUUUCGGCCCACGUAUAAGAUCGCAUACAAGACUGUAACGGAGCUGGCGUGGAAGUGCUGUCCCGGGUAUCAGGGCUACGACUGCAUGGAGGUGAAAGACAUUAAGCUGCUCCAAGUAGAGCGUUUGCCUCAAGCUCCCUCUCGCACUGCACAUAUCCCAGUCCCACAAGCUCCUGAACAGCGGGCCGACAGCUGGAGGAACCACCCUUGGGGAGGGGAGGGGCAGUUUGGAGGACAGGCAGGUCACAGGUCACAUGAGGGUCAAGGAGGAUCCCAGAGUGCACAACACCUGGAGGAGGAGGUGCAGCGGCUAUCCCAGAUGGUCCUCGACAUGCAGGCAAGAAUGACAGACAUGUCCUCCGAUCUGAGACUGGACUUCCAAGAGGACGCCAGUAAAAUGCUGGUUACACUGCUGAAUAACUACAAACAGCCUGCCAGUGCCAGAGGCGCCGAGACCGAAACCAUCCAGGUUCAGGACUUCUCCUUUGGGCACGAGACGACGCAGAUGGACGAGGUCAUGAACAAGAUCAGCGAGGUCAGAGACGAUCUUGAGUCCAAGAGCAAUACCCUGGACGACCUGCUGGGUCGUGUCAACCAUCACGACGGACAGAUUCAUCUGUUAAUGGAGGCAGCCCAGAACCAGCUGUCCACGCCCCCUCCUGCUUCUCCCCCAACCAGUCACACAGACCUGCGUGCCUACCUGGACGAGAGGAUCCGCGCUCUGAGAGAGGAGCUCAUGGAGGGCAUGGACAUCAAGAUGGCAGACAUGAAGAACGCGUGCGAUUAUAAAAUCAUGUCCGUUCAGGAGCAGUGUGAGGGACAAGAAGUCAACUACCUCAGUCUGGCAGAGCUCAUGGACUCAAAGGAAACUGACCUCCGCAAAGAGAUCCAGGAUCUUAAGACCAGGCUGGUUGAUCCGGUCCAUUUGAACUCAUCUGAGAAGAGUGUAGCGGCGCAGUGCUGCUCUGUGGAGGAGAAGCUGAAGAAAGCACAGGAAGAGGCGGUGAAAGAGCUGAAGGAGACUCUGGAGGACAAGCUGGCCUCCAUGGAAGACAGACUCACCACCCUACUGGUAGAUACAAGCACCAACUCCCCAUCUGGUGGUCUUUUGAAUGCUGUAGAAAACAUUACACAAGACUUCCAGAGCUGCAGAAGUGCUGUAGAUGCUAUGGAGGCUGUUCUAAAAGAUCAGGGAAUCGGCCUAGGAGCUGUAGAGGGAAAACUCCUCAACUACAGCACCAACAUUGAGAACAUUCAUGACGAGCUGAGCUCUCUUAAAGGCCGUGUGGGGAAGUUGGAGGACUCGCUAUCAGAUGUAGUCCACAAGCAGUCUCAGGUGUCUCUGAUUCUCAACUCCACCUGGGAUCAAGUUAAAACAGGGGCUGAGCAGGAGGCCAGGGAGCUUCUGGAGCUGCACAGGAAUCAGCAUCAGGAGCUGAGGAACCGGCUGGACGAGCUGGGCCGGGAGGUGAAAGCCGAGUCCGACCGCUGCAGGGACCAAACUGAAGGCGUUGGGAAGGAGAUUGCGCACAUGGACAGCCGUGUUGUUAGCGUGGAGGGUUUAUGUGCCAAGCUGGAUCCCAUCUCCGGAAGCCUGCAGAGGAUCAAAGAGGGUCUGAAUAAACACGUCACAGGCUUGUGGACUUGUGUCAACUAUCUAAAUGGCACGGUUCAAGCUCAUGCCAGAGACAUCGGAGGACUGAAGGGAACUUAUCAGAACAUCCAGAACCACAUCUCGAAUGUGGACAGAGACCUUCAGGUGCUGACAAACGGGAAGACAGGUGUUCAGGUCUCUGUGGAGGACGCGGGACUUCCCCAGGGUCCCAGUAAGACCCUCACAGGGGCGGUGGGUCCCCUGGACGCCUCCCUCCCACAGCCGCCUGUGAUGGAGACCGGACAGGCGGGACCCCCCGGCAAGAUGAGCUCGUCCAAGCUGCCCAAGGGGACGGACGGCAGCAUGAUAACUGUUCAGGGUGUUGCUGGAGCUCCAGCCUCCCCAGUUAAAUCCACUGACACACUAAAGCCCAGCACGCCACUUAUCUCAGAUGUGAACAUUCCCCCCAGACUGUCACCACAGAAACCUGCCCCAGCUUCAGGUGAGAAGGUGUCGUUCUCCGCUGGUCUCACUCUGCAGCCGUUCCAGGGAGAGAUCGGGAUCAUCCGCUUCAACAGGGUGCUGGUCAAUGAUGGAGGACACUACGACGCUCAUACAGGUAUCUUCACAGCUCCCACAGACGGCCGCUACCUGGUGACCGCCGUGCUCACACCUCAGCGAGGUGAGAAGGUCGAGGCUGUUCUGUCCGUGUCCAACCGCAGCAUCCAGAGGCUGGACUCGUCCGGCUUCCUGUCCGGAGCAGCGGCACCGCUGGCACACGGUCGGUGUAACUGCAGCAGCUCGGCCUCACUGAGUCUGGUUCUGUCGCUGGCCAGAGGAGACCGAGCCGGGCUGGUCAUGACGGCCGGGAAACUCGCCAUCUCGGCGUCUCCUGAGAUCCUUUCGUCUUUCAGCGCCGUGCUGCUUUACCCGAGCCCUUCGAAACGGUAGCCCCGCUCUUUCUAAAGACUCCUUAUAUCAGCCAAAAGUGGAGUGUUGUGUAUAAUUUGGGACACGUUACGGCUAACGGUGAUAUUACACUAUCGGAGGAGGGAAGGACAAUAAUUGGAAAAGCUAGUCUCCACACAAUGAGAUUAUUUCUAUCGUUAGUUUUAAUAUAUAUAAUGCCUUUACAUUGCAUUAUUUUAUGAUUUUUAUUGUGAGGUUUUGUUUAUGAUCUUACACAAAUACAUAUUUGCAAACAUUCCUACACUGCAGUAAUCUGAGUUUCUUCCUUAAUAUUUAAAAAGUGUUUUGCACCGACACCGCUGAUAACUGCUGAUGGUAGAGAUAAAAAAUGUAAUUCCAGUUAAUCCAAUUUGUUUAUUAUUUACUUAAGUACAUUUACUCAAGUGCUGUACUUAAGUACAUUUUUAAGGUAUUUCCAUUUAUGUAACUUCUACUUCAUUACAUUUUGGGGCAAAUAUUGCACUUUUUACUUCACUACAUUUAGCUGCCAGCUUUAGUUACUUUUCAGGUCAAGAUUUAACAUGAAAAACAUGAUACAUUUGAAGGUAUUAGACUUUUUAAAAAAAAUUAA
Messenger RNA from Centropristis striata (black sea bass), 3791 nucleotides. It is a transcript of the gene emilin2b, whose product is annotated as elastin microfibril interfacer 2b. Gene Ontology annotation, molecular function: protein binding. The transcript is spliced from 9 exons. The record is from RefSeq and is a predicted model, not a curated record. NCBI's taxonomy places the organism in Eukaryota, Metazoa, Chordata, Actinopteri, Perciformes, Serranidae. The coding region runs from base 401 to 3202 and encodes 933 amino acids.